This is a messenger RNA of Hyalella azteca, 2159 nucleotides long. RefSeq lists its product as uncharacterized. Gene Ontology annotation, molecular function: RNA polymerase II cis-regulatory region sequence-specific DNA binding; DNA-binding transcription factor activity, RNA polymerase II-specific. NCBI's taxonomy places the organism in Eukaryota, Metazoa, Arthropoda, Malacostraca, Amphipoda, Hyalellidae. The record is from RefSeq and is a predicted model, not a curated record. The coding region runs from base 119 to 1921 and encodes 600 amino acids. Gene Ontology annotation, biological process: sex differentiation; regulation of transcription by RNA polymerase II. The transcript has 3 exons. Gene Ontology annotation, cellular component: nucleus.
GCGAAGUGGUGUGGAUGUCGAUGCGCUAGUCGUCCAGCUAUCACACAACUGAAACUUCCGUAUCUCUUACAUCACUCAAGUUAUUCAGCGUGUUUAAACGAAUAUUAAAUAAUACAACAUGGAACUACUGUCACCACCUCACACUCCUGAUUCUCCAAAAGCAAGGAGAGAUGUCAAAGGCUUCUUGUCAUCUAAUAGUUGUCUGAGUGGGUCAUGUCUCGUACCCCUUAAGAAGCGUAAGCACGUGCUGGCGAACUCCUACGACGAUGCCCCAUCACAAACGUGCCCAACUAUGACACCGUCACCUAACUCACCCGCUCUUUUACCAAGUUGUAAUUCACCUCCUCUAACUCCCCCUACUAGUGAAAAAACUCAUCCAUACUCCAUCCCACGUACAAGUGUCCCCUCUGUUUUGUCAGAGGGAAGCAUUCAACACUGCAGCACCAGACUUGAUUAUGGUCCUGAUAGUGGAAGGGGCGAGCUUCGAACACCGUUGCAGGGUAGUCGGAAUAUCCCUGAGUACAUACCGAAUUUGGAGGAUUUACCUAAGGACUGUACAACUAAGUAUUCGAGCCAUCGAAUUCUGCAUCACGUUCAGCCUAUUCAAGAUAGCGCUGUUAAUCUGACUAAUUAUCCAUUGAGCCCGAAUCCUUGUGGAUAUGGAGGAAACUCUCUUCUUGAUCGACAUGACACGGAAUUUUAUAGAUAUCAAGAUGCCUACAACUCGGUGAGUAUUGAAAUCGGUCGGCGAUGCCAAGAAGACCGUAAUCCUUCAUGUUUCAUAAACGACGCAAGUAGUUCCUCGUACAUAACUUUAGAGCGUCACAACGUUACUGGUUUCACUUCAAGCGAAUAUCAAUUGCCCAUUCAGGACGCCGCACGAGAUGAAUUAGGACGUAAGAUCAUGCCACAUAUCUCAAGUUUUGAUCAUAAUUCAGGUCAAAGCAAAAUCAAAAGUGGAUUUUCUUCGGUUCCGGCAAGGUCUCCUAUGCUAGGACCAUGUUACAUAGAGCUCGACCUAACAAAUGACGGCCAUGGAGAACAAGUUCAUCAGCAAGAUUAUUCUCAUCAAAGACCGAGCAGUGGCCCACUGUCCCCUCCCAGUCUCUCAACACACUCUUCUCAUAACGAGUAUGUAGACGAUCAGAGACGACAUCAUGCCACCUACUCUGCAGCCGAUACACGAACCCCUGAGUAUACCGAGUCGAGUGCAACCUCAUACCAAGCACCUCAACGGAUUCAUCAUAUGUCAGCAGAUGAUGGUCGAAUCUCCAAAACACCUGUUGCAACUACUCAAGCUUCGCUCAACUAUUCUGAUAGUCUGAAGAACUCCAUGUCAUCUAAAAUGUUGUCCCAAAAGCCAGGAGAGUCAAAUGGGACAAAGAAACCCAAGAAGAAUAAGUUUUGCUACUUCAUUGCCGGUAAGCCUUUGGAGGACAUAACAUCAGGUCCUAUACCUCAAGGCACGCCUGCCUCUGACGCAGAAACCAACUUUAAAGUUCACUCCACAAACGUUGCCGAGUUAUCGGAAGUCUUCAAUGAAUUAGAUUCUUGUGAUCGACACUAUUGCCAUGCCCGCAUGGCGGUCACCAAAGACACGUCAAUAAGUCCCGAGAAUUCUAGAGACGAUGUCUCCCCCAACGUGGCCAGUCCAGGAGAAAAGUCCCUGAAUGCUGCUCAGUACAUGCCACAUAUCAAAGAUUCGACAUUUUCCGCUACUGCCAGGAAAAAGAAGCCGCGUUGCAGUCUGUGUCUGAAUCACAACAAGUCUGUCGACUUGAGGGGACACAAAGAUGUUUGCGAGUUCCGAAACUGUACUUGUGAUUAUUGUAUAAUUACAAAAAAACGAAGAGAGGCUUACAAAAUCCAACAGAAUCUCAACAGAAGGCAAGACAGGGAACGUCAAAACUUUGAAAGAUAGAGGGAAAACAACAUUCAUCUCCUUGAGUCUGAACAUUUAGUGCGAGGCGCGGUCUUAUUUCGCUGACAACACUCGGGGUUUUUUUCAUUCAUUAUAAAUUGAUGAGCUCGUGACAUUGAGGUUCUGUUUUUCUCUCUUAUGAUACAUGUACUAGAGGAGUUGAAAUUCAGGAAAUGAAAGUUGCAAAUCACUUUAUGUUGAGUAUUUACUACAUUAAUUGCUUGCUAACUUCAUUUGA